AUGUCUGACAACGAGUCGAUACAUUUCUCCACAGAUGAAGCAAUUCUCCUAUCUCCUGGUCGAGAAUGCUUUUCACCCAAGCAUCCGCGUCUGCGGGCUCUAAACACGAUCAUUACCAAUGAAGGCACGCUCGCCGAAGCAGCUUCCAGUGGGAUAUUCUCUGUGCAUCCAGACGAUCUCAUCCUCUAUUACGGCGUGAAUGGUCCCAACUCCAAGCCAGAUCGUAUCGACUUCAUGUCUCACACAGACGGCGAGAUUCAGCGCCUAUUCCAAGCAUGCGAGCCUGCGACUUUCGGGUGCAACCAGCAGGACGUCUUUAACAAAUCCUAUCGCAAGGCAGGCAAGCUCGACAGGAGAAGCUUUGCGUCAACAUUCGACCCCGAUCGCUCGGGCCUGAUGCGAUCCAUCAGCGAUGUUCUUCUCCAGGGGCAUGGCCCGAGAACCAUGCUGCGAACAGAACUCCACAAGCUGAAUGUCUAUGACAAGUCCCGCAGCAGCCCUGGAUUGUUCUUCAAGGCCCACAAGGACACAAUGCGGGCUGAGAAUAUGAUGAGAUCCCUCGUCGUCAUGCUUCCCACGCAGCACAAAGGCGGCACCUUCGUUUUGCACCACCAUGGGCAAGAGCUCAAGUUCGACUCAUCCGAGGCAUUCUCGCAAGUUUCUUCUACUUCUGUCGCCUUCUCUGCUUUCUACGGUGACGUAGAGCACAAAGUGGAGCCGGUGCAGUCGGGAUAUUGGGUCACGCUCACCUACAACCUCUACAUGGUCAGUUCGAAGAACAAGGGCGCCCCUGAGAGCACACCAUUUGAGGAGGCCCUGAAGGAAGCCUUCAACGCACUCCUAAACGAUGCCAACUAUCUGUCUGGCAGUGGACACAUUGGGUUCGGUCUGCGGCACGAGUAUGUGGUGUAUGAUGACCCAUUCGUGUUCCAGGAGUCGCUGAAUGCUUUCUUCGAUUUGCUCAGCGGAGCGCUCAAGGGCAAGGACGCGGUGCUGGCCAAGGUGUGCCGGGACCUUGGUCUCAAGGUGACGCUGCAGAUGAUCUACCACGGCGACUGGGAAAUGAUCGUGAUGUGCCCGUGGGUCGCCGGUUCAGAAUGUUACGAAGACGAGUACCCGUUGGACCACCUGCACAAGUUCUACUAUGGGAAGGUCAUCAGCGUCAACCGCGAAUGGCACGACAGCGAGAACAUUCUGAAACGGGAUCUUGCCGUGUGA
Messenger RNA from Phanerochaete carnosa HHB-10118-sp, 1218 nucleotides. RefSeq lists its product as uncharacterized. The transcript has 3 exons. Bases 1 to 1218 code for a protein of 405 amino acids. Lineage: Eukaryota; Fungi; Basidiomycota; Agaricomycetes; Polyporales; Phanerochaetaceae. The record is from RefSeq and is a predicted model, not a curated record.